Lampris incognitus (smalleye Pacific opah) is the source of this 2188-nucleotide messenger RNA. Its product is annotated as endonuclease domain-containing 1 protein-like. The record is from RefSeq and is a predicted model, not a curated record. The coding region runs from base 1 to 903 and encodes 300 amino acids. Gene Ontology annotation, molecular function: nucleic acid binding; hydrolase activity; metal ion binding. Lineage: Eukaryota; Metazoa; Chordata; Actinopteri; Lampriformes; Lampridae. The transcript is spliced from 2 exons.
AUGGCACAUUUCCAUGCCUUGGUUUUGGCUCUUCUUGUCUUUACUGGGGGGUGGUGCCACUGCAGGGCUGAUGUUGGGGAUUUUACUGCAUGCCUGCAGUUCUUCUACAAAUUCUGGCCUCCAAAAGGUCUCUCAGGGACUCCAGUUUGCCAGCGCUAUUAUGACCAAUACCACUUUGCUUCUUUGUACAGUCGCCCACGCCGUUCCCCUUGGUUCUCUGCUUAUUUGUACACGACGCCAAGAGGAAAGAGGCCCCCAUCUUCUUGGAAGUUUGAGCCACAGUUGGCCUACCCGGAAGCCGAUGGCAACAUGAUGCCAUUCCUUCCAGGUGUUGUAGACCAGAAUGUUGUGGAGAGCCAGGCUGUUGAGCAGGACUACAUUAAUUCCUCCUAUACUCGUGGCCACCUGAACCCCAGCCUCCACCACCAGCACCACAAAGACCGCUCAUCCACCUUCACCUUGACCAAUGUCGUUCCUCAGAAGGUGGGCUCAAACGACGGGCCCUGGGAAUUCCUGGAGCAGGCGGUCAACAAAACCUUGUCGGCCUACUGCCUGGGAGAGGCCUUCAUCGUAACGGGGAUCAUCCCCUACCAGAAAGAGGAGCGCUGGCUCAAAAAUCAUCGCGUGGCGGUCCCCGAGUACCUUUGGUCCGCGUACUGCUGCCCAAACUACAACUCCAGUCUUCCAGCAGAACUGAAGGAGACUUUUCCGACGUAUGCUGCCAUAGGCCGCAACGACCGCAACAGCACUGAAGAGAUUGUUCCUGUCGAUGAGACAACAAAGAAGCAGUUCAGAGGAUAUGAUGUGAGACUGAUGCCACUCGCAACACUGGAGAUGUAUCUAAGAAGCAGGUUUGGGAUUGACAUUAGUAUAUUUUACCUACAGUGCUCUGGAUCAGAGUGACCACAUACCGAUGCAGAUGCAAACAUAUGCCAUGAAUUUGUUCGUGGCACAGAUGGAUGUGACUGCUCAUUCAUAUUACUAACCCCCGUUCCUUUAUAAUACAACAAUAAUCAGGAAUGAAGAACACUUUGUCAUUUCAUUUUAUGUAUACGCAAGUACAUGAAAUCAGGUCAGGUGAAUUUUGUGAAUGUGUCAGCCCUGUGAUAGACUGGCGGCCUGUCCAGGGUGUCUCCUUGCCUGCCGCCCAAUGACUGCUGGGAUAGGCUCCAGCAUCCCGUGACCCCAAUUGGGAUAAGUGGCUUGGAUAAUGGAUGGGUGGAAGUACAUGAAAUGGAAUGAAAUAUCCUUUCCCUCAGCCCACAGUAGUGCAACACAAAGACAAAAACACAUAUAUCAAACUAAAAAAAAACACUGACCAAGAGAACGAACGCCAGGAUGACUGUCAGAACUGCCGGUCUGCAUAGGCUAGUAGCUAGCUCAGCCUGCCCCACUUCCGCAUCCUGUCAGACCACCCUCAGUGUUUCUUCCUCAGGCGCACUAUUAAGUUGCUUAAUAGUGGCCUCAAGUUCAAAUAAAGACUGAAAGCAAUAGUCCUGGAGAUUUACAUGCACACAAAUGUCCUUUCUGAUACUUCCUAUUGUUUGUGUCUUUAACUGUUAACUCAUGAAUAUCUGAAUCACAAACACUUUUGUAGUUGCUCAUUUUAAUGGUUAGGCUCAGGUAGGCCUGUCCUAGGGAUAAAGAUUAUGUGGUUCAUUACGCUUUACAUCCCCACUAUAGCAGCCAAAUACAGAAGACCAGGGGAGGUAGUUAUAAAUUUGAUGAUACUCUGAUUGUAUUAAUGAAGAUAACAUUUAGGAGAAAAAGUUUGAACUGAAGUUAAAUUCAUUGAAAUGUGAUCUUAUUUUAUUUAUUUUUUUUGGAUGAAUAAAAAAUGUAUGCAAAGCUUAAAAUAUAGUUUGUGGCCUUCCGUGCAUCAAAAUGUUUGGACCACUAGAUAGCAUCCUUGUGCAGCACAUUUAUUAUCAUCUGACCUCCUCUGCUGGUGCAAAGCUGUUUUGUAAGUCAGUCUCUACUGACUUACAAAGUGGUACGAGUCAUUGAGGGGGUUAAAGUGAAGUUUCAGUCUCAUUUUGAAUUUCUGAUAGACUGAUACCUUUUUCAUGUGAGAAAUAUAGCACCUUGUGCUUUUUUUGCAGAUCAAAAUAUCAUUUUUUAUGUCAAUAUCUUUACAUGUAAUGUUGCAAAAUGGACAAAGUCAUCUUUCUCCCGAGCCUGUCAUUAA